Molecule: messenger RNA, 2661 nt
Organism: Panicum hallii
Lineage: Eukaryota; Viridiplantae; Streptophyta; Magnoliopsida; Poales; Poaceae
Product: cadmium/zinc-transporting ATPase HMA3-like
Exons: 6
Coding region: 1-2661 (886 amino acids)
Biological process (GO): monoatomic cation transport
Cellular component (GO): membrane
Molecular function (GO): metal ion binding; ATP binding; zinc ion transmembrane transporter activity
Source: RefSeq, a predicted model, not a curated record
AUGCCGGGACCGGCCGUGGAGGCGGCGGCGGCCAGGGGCGGCGGAGACCACGACGGCGGCCGCAGGAAGGCGGCCGCGUGGGAGAAGACGUACCUGGAUGUCCUCGGCAUCUGCUGCACCGCCGAGGUCGCGCUCGUCGAGCGCCUCCUGUCGCCGAUCGACGGCGUGAGGGCGGUCACCGUCGUCGUCCCCUCCCGGACCGUCAUCGUCGAGCACGACGCUGCCGCCGUCUCCCAGCUCCACAUUGUGAAGGUCCUCAACAAGGCGGGCCUCGAGGCCUCGAUCCGAGCCUACGGCAGCGGCGGCGCCCGCCGGUGGCCCAGCCCGUUCAUCGUCGCCUGCGGCGCCCUGCUCGCCGCGUCCUUCUUCGCGCCGCUCCUGCCCACGCUGGGGUGGCUGGCGCUGGCGGCGGCCUGCGUCGGCUCCCAGCCGAUGCUGCUCAGGGCGUUCGCCGCGGCGGGCAACCUCACCAUGGACAUCAACAUCUUCAUGCUCAUCGCGGUGGCCGGCGCCGUCGCGCUCGGCAACUACACGGAGGCCGGCGCCAUCGUCUUCCUCUUCACCGUCGCCGAGUGGCUGGAGACCCUGGCGUGCACCAAGGCCAGCGCCGGGAUGCUGUCGCUCAUGUCCGCAGUUCCCAAGCACGUCGUGCUCGCCGAGAUGGGCCAGGUCGUCGGCAUGCGCGACGUCGGCGUGGGCACCGUCGUCGCGGUCAAGGCCGGUGAGGUGGUUCCGGUUGACGGCGUGGUUGUCGGCGGGCAGAGCGAGGUCGACGAGAGCAGCCUCACCGGCGAGUCCUUCCCGGUGCCAAAGCAACCGCAGUCGGAGGUCUGGGCCGGCACCAUGAACUUGGACGGCUACAUUGCCGUGAGGACAACUGCUCUGGCCGAGAACUCCACGGUGGCCAAGAUGGAGAGGCUGGUUGAGGAGGCGCAGAACAGCCGGUCCAAGACGCAGCGGCUCAUCGACUCGUGCUCAAAGUACUACACCCCUGCCGUGGUCGUCGUUGCAGCAGGGGUGGUUCUCGUGCCCUUGCUGCUGGGAGCUCAUGACCUGAAGCAAUGGUUCCAGCUGUCCCUGGUGCUGCUGGUGAGCGCGUGCCCGUGCGCGCUGGUCCUGUCGACGCCGGUCGCCACCUUCUGCGCGCUCCUCCGGGCGGCGAGGAUGGGGCUCCUCAUCAAGGGAGGUAACAUUCUUGAGUCGCUGGGUGAGGUCAGGAUUGCAGCGUUCGACAAGACCGGGACGAUCACCAGAGGGGAGUUCAGCAUCAGCGCAUUCCAUGUGGUUGGGAACAAGGUUGAAAUGGAUCAGCUUCUUUACUGGGUAUCUAGCAUGGAGAGCAAAUCAAGCCAUCCCAUGGCUGCUGCACUUGUUGAGUACUCUCAGACCAAAUCUAUCCGGCCGGAGCCGGAAAACGUGACUGAAUUCCACAUCUAUCAUGGCGAGGGCAUCUACGGCGUGAUCAGUGGAAAACACAUCUACAUUGGAAACAAAAAGAUCAUGGCAAGGUCCUCAUGCCAAGAACACCGUAUACAAGCUGUCCAAGAAAUGGAUGAUCACAAAGGUGUGUCCAUCGGUCACGUGAUCUGCGACGGCGAUCUCGUCGGGCUGUUUUCGCUCUCCGAUGACUGCAGAACCGGGGCAGCGAAGGCGAUCAAGGAGCUGAGAUCCAUGGGGAUCAAGUCGGUGAUGCUCACCGGGGACAGCGCGGCCGCGGCCAAGCACGCGCAGGAGCAGCUCGGCGGCGUCCUGGAGGAGCUCCACUCCGAGCUCCUCCCGGAGGACAAGGUCCGUCUCAUCGCAAAGCUCAAGGCGACCGCCGGGGCCACGCUGAUGGUCGGCGACGGCAUGAACGACGCCCCGGCGCUGGCCAUGGCGGACGUGGGGCUUUCCAUGGGCCUGUCCGGGUCCGCCGCGGCCGUGGAGACCAGCCACGCCACGCUCAUGUCCAGCGACAUCCUCCGGGUCCCCAGGGCCGUCCGGCUCGGGCGGCGCACCCGCCGGACCAUCGCCGCGAACGUGGCCUUCUCCAUCGGCGCCAAGGCCGCCGUCCUCGUGCUCACCGUCGCGUGGCGGCCCGUGCUGUGGGUGGCCGUGCUCGCCGACGUCGGGACGUGCCUGCUCGUCGUGCUGCACAGCAUGCUGCUGCUGAGGGACGCCGCCGCGGCGAGGCGGGCGUGCUGCGGCGGGGCGCCCAGCAAGGCGCACGCGUGCUGCGGGGCGUCCAAGUCCAUGGCGUGCUGCUCGACGGCGAUGUCGCCGACGGCGAGGUCGUCCCACCUCGCCGGAGCGCCGAACGCCAAGGGACCGGGUGACAACGACUGCCACUGCUGCCAGAAGCAAUGCAAGCCGCCCGAGCACUCCGUCGUGAUCACCAUACCAGCGCAAGCCGUCGCUGAGCACAGAAAGGAGGCGCAUGCUCACUCGAUGGCGGGGGAAGGCGGGGGAUGCUGCGGCGGCGGCGCCUCGUCCGCGGCGGCGCCAGCGAUCUGCGCGCCGCACGGGAACGGUGAGGAUGAGGUGUGCAUUAUCAUUAGCGCGAGGACGUCCUGCAGUAGCAAGGCCAGGAGUAGGUGCGGCUCGCCCAAGGUUGCGGGCUGCAAGGAUGCAGUGUGUUGCUCCGGCGGUAAAGAUAGCAUCUCGUCACCCCUCGUCUGCUGA